Messenger RNA from Gaeumannomyces tritici R3-111a-1, 417 nucleotides. RefSeq lists its product as hypothetical. The record is from RefSeq and is a predicted model, not a curated record. The transcript has a single exon. Bases 1 to 417 code for a protein of 138 amino acids. Lineage: Eukaryota; Fungi; Ascomycota; Sordariomycetes; Magnaporthales; Magnaporthaceae.
AUGGGUAUUGCAAGGGAGCCCCAGCAACGAGUCGUGGCAAACAGUCGAAUUGAACCGCACCAACAACGGGCCAGCGCCAGCGCACCCUGUUGGACUUCUCGAGGAAAAGCAUCUUCAGCUCUCCAUCUCUUCGUGGUUUCUCUCAAAAACGUGGCCCCCGCCACCAAGGAUGGGCCGGCAACAGCAUCCGUGGAUGGUAGCGGGUCCAGCCGGGUCCGACUCGUGCUGUCGAUCCAACCAUUGUUUCCAAACCCGCGCCCCUGGCAAGAAACUGCCGCUUUUGGGAAGAGGGCCCCCCUGACUCCCGUCCCGUCGCGUCAGCCCGAGGGCCCCCUGGAGCGCCGCGACGGCCACAUGGAGGGUUUUGAGCGUGUUCGGUUCGGCUCUGCCGCGGAACUUGGCGAUCCUGCUUCGUAA